This is a messenger RNA of Alligator mississippiensis (American alligator), 772 nucleotides long. It is a transcript of the gene PDRG1, whose product is annotated as p53 and DNA damage regulated 1. The record is from RefSeq and is a predicted model, not a curated record. Bases 32 to 430 code for a protein of 132 amino acids. NCBI's taxonomy places the organism in Eukaryota, Metazoa, Chordata, Crocodylia, Alligatoridae. The transcript is spliced from 5 exons.
CUUCCGGGCGGGCGCACUUCCGGCGGGCGCCAUGGCGCGGGAACCGGCGGCGGUGCUGCGCUGCGUGGCCGAGGUGGAGGUGCUGGCAGAGGAGACGCUGGCGGCGCGGCAGCAGAUCGUGGACCUGGACGUCAAGCGGAACCGGAACCGCGAGGCGCUGCGUGCGCUGCACAAGGACCCGCACCCCGACGGUGACGCGAUGGUCUGCUUUGGAAAUAUGUUUAUUCAGCUUCCAAAAUCAACGACCAAAGAAAUGAUGCAGAAAGAUCAGGAGCACUUGGAUGAGGAAAUAAACACCCUUCGGAAAGAGCUGAGAGUGAAGGUCAACCAUCUGUUUGAAGCGCAAGGUAAAGCUGAGCUGAAAGGAUUUAACCUGAACCCAAUGACUCCUGAGGAAAUGAAACUAAUUAAUCGUAUCCUGGAAGGAUGAGCUUAGUGACAACAGCAGGGACUUCAACUCUGUUGCUCAUCAGGUGCAUUAGGCUGUCGCUCAUGGAGUUCCUGGUGCAGAACUCAGUGCCCAAUCUCCAGGUUUCUAGGGAGAACGUCUCGACACCUAGGAUCCCUUUCAAGUUGUAUAUUUUGUAGAAGUUUGUUUCCUGAAUUGGACUGUGAAAUCCUUUCAUACCAGAAACCGCAAGUGUGCAUUGUUGGCCAAGGGUUGGGCACUGUAAUUGUACAGAUAAGUGCUAAAACACUGGCUCAUUCACAGCAUUUGACAGCCUGCCAUCACUGGGGUGGAAGUGGGUUUAUUAAAACUGGAGAAACAGGA